This is a messenger RNA of Drosophila subobscura, 2303 nucleotides long. RefSeq names its product cleavage and polyadenylation specificity factor subunit CG7185 (gene Cpsf6). The transcript is spliced from 8 exons. The record is from RefSeq and is a predicted model, not a curated record. NCBI's taxonomy places the organism in Eukaryota, Metazoa, Arthropoda, Insecta, Diptera, Drosophilidae. Gene Ontology annotation, cellular component: mRNA cleavage and polyadenylation specificity factor complex. Gene Ontology annotation, molecular function: mRNA binding. The coding region runs from base 318 to 2270 and encodes 650 amino acids. Gene Ontology annotation, biological process: mRNA alternative polyadenylation.
ACUCUACGCAUCUCCGCCAUUUUUAGCGUAGCUGCUGCUGAAAAUUUUCGCAAAGAAAAAAGUUGUGUAUACAUAAGUAGAAUGUAAUUUUUUGUGCGAAGAAUACACUGAUACGGUGAAAAGAAAAGCAAUUAACAAGUUAAUUGUCGCUAAGCGAGAUAACCAGAGCUAGUGCGAGUAAAAGAGCCGCGCGCCGGUGGCUGCUCCGGCUAGAACAGACAACUGCUACGAAGCGCGUGUGCGAGAAAGUGGAAAAGUGCAGCAAACACUGAAGAGGAAUUAGGUCGACAUCAAAUUAGACUCAGCUCGUGGCAACCAUGGCCGAUGUGGUCUUGGACUUGUACGCCGAAGACCUGGACAAGGACUUUGCCGGCCAGUCUCAGGACGAAUUCGGAGGCGACGGCGUUGAUCUCUAUGAUGACAUUGGCGGACCCACCGAGGCGGCUGCCUCUGGUGGCGGGGGCGGCGGCACCCCCUCGGUGGAUGGUGCUGCCGGACCAGGCUCGGGAGACUCUGCGUCCAGCGGAGGUGGCGGUCCCAAUGGAGUGUACCAUCAGGGCGGUGGUAGCUUAACUCCAACCAUGAACCGUCGCUACCAGCUAUACGUGGGGAAUCUCACAUGGUGGACAACGGACCAGGACAUCUCCAAUGCACUGCGGGACAUUGGCGUCAACGACUUGCAGGAGGUGAAGUUCUUUGAGAAUCGUGCAAAUGGACAGUCCAAGGGUUUCAGCGUCAUAUCGCUGGGCACGGAAUCCAGCUUGAGAGCCGUUUUGGAUCAACUGCCAAAGAAGGAGAUGCACGGUCAGGCCCCGGUGGUCACGUAUCCCAGCAAGCAAGCGCUCACGCAAUUCGAGAGUCUGCAGAAAACAAGACCAGUGCCGCCGCCGCAGCAGAAUGGUCCGCCACGCGGUCCAGCGCCGCCCAACAUGGGUGGUGGCCCAAUGCCGCCACAUCCAGGUGGGCCACAAGGCGGUCCGCCCGGUCAUCCGCCACGCGGCAUGAAUCCCAUAAUGGCGCCGGGCCAGUACCGACCGCAGCAUAUGUCGCAAGUCCCGCAAGUGGGACCCAAUAACGGACCUCCGCGAAUGCAGCCGCCAAUGCAUCCGCAGGGCGGUCUCAUGGGCAACCAACAGCCGCCACCCAGAUAUCCGCAAGCACAGGGCCAAUGGCCAGGUCAGAGGCCGGGCGGGCCGCGACCAGGUCCACCAAACGGACCACCGCAACGACCAAUGUUCCAGGGACCCAUGGGUAUGCCUGUGCGGGGUCCGCCAGGUCCCGACUGGCGGCGUCCGCCCAUGCACGGCGGCUUCCCGCCUCAGGGUCCGCCGCGUGGUCUUCCCCAAGCGCCGGGCCCAGGCGGACCGCAUGGCGCACCCGCACCACAUGUGAAUCCAGCUUUCUUCAACCAGCCCGGCGGUCCAAAUCAGCAUCCGGGCAUGGGCGGACCACCGCACGGCGGACCAGGUGGGCCACAGCCAGGCAUGAACAUGCCACCGCAACAGGGCAUGAAUAUGCCACCGCAGCACGGUCCACCGCCGCAGUUUGCGCAGCAUGGACCACGCGGUCCAUGGCCACCACCGCAGGGCAAGCCGCCAGGACCGUUCCCCGAUCCACAAAUGGGCCCACAGCUAACGGAGGCUGAGUUCGAGGAGGUGAUGAGCAGAAAUCGCACGGUCAGCAGUUCAGCAAUUGCCAGAGCUGUGUCGGAUGCCGCAGCCGGCGAAUACUCCAGCGCCAUUGAGACACUGGUCACAGCCAUUUCGCUGAUUAAACAAUCAAAAGUGGCACACGAUGAGCGUUGCAAGAUACUGAUCAGCUCACUGCAGGACACACUGCACGGCAUCGAGGCGAAGAGCUAUAAUCGACGCGAACGUUCGCGCUCCAGGGAGCGUUCCCAUCGCAGCAGGCAGAGGCGUGAACGCUCAUCCUCGCGGUAUCGCGAACGGUCACGCGAAAGGGAGCGUGAUCGCGAUCGCGAGCGUGAACGGGAUGGCGGCAGCUAUCGCGAGCGGUCGCGCAGUAGAGAACGUGAACGUCAGGCUCAAGAUCACUACAGGGAUGAAAGCAGCAGUCGCUCGGCACGUCCAAGGAAGUCGCCCGAGCCCGUUGUGGCGGAAGCAGCUGAGGCGCCGUCAUCGAAACGCUACUAUGAGGAUCGGGAACGGUAUCGCUCAUCGGAUAGGGAGCGUCGUGAUCGCGAUCGGGAUCGUGAUCGUGAGAGGGAGCGUGAUCGCGACAGGCGGGAGGAGCAUCGGUCCAGGCAUUGAUUGCUGGAGGAACAGCAGCCACGCAAGCAAAAC